UGAAUCUUAGAACACCCAAACGUUGCAUUUUAGUAGGUUAGAUCCUAAAUAUCAGGCAACCUGUACCGAUUCAUUGUAAACUGAUUGAGACGCUGACACCCCCCUCUGCAUUGCAUUGUGUUCUCUUUGGUACAGUCUUUGAGUUCGCGCGAAGUGAAAUCCGAAAAAAAUGUGUUGACAUUAAAGUAGGCUACUCUAUUUGCUAGAGAUGGGCAAAUGUCGGUUCAAUCCGUCGUGGGUACACGACCCUAAGUAUAACUGGGUUCAGCCUGUGCCAGGGAAUGUGUGGGAGGCACAGUGUACUUUAUGCAGAAAAACCUUCAAACUUGGGACCAUGGGGCAUAUAGCCUUGAUCUCCCAUAUGAAGAGUGCUAAGCACACAAAAUUGGUUGAAGUGCGUUCGAGCCAGGCACCGAUAGCAACUUUCUGUGUGCCACCUUCAGUGCAGUCUACCUCCGUGGCUAGCGCUACACCACUGCAGCAGGUACCACUGUCAGGGUUACUGUGCGGGUCAACACCAAUUCUGCAGGCAGAGGUAAUAUGGACUCUUAGGACAGUAUACGAACACCACUCCUACUCCUCCAAUGAGGGCAUCACCGAUGUAUUCAAAUGCAUGUUCCCUGACUCUCAAAUCGCGGCAACAUUUUCAUGCGGGAGCAACAAGACAGCGUAUCUUACGAAGUUCGGUCUCGUCCCUUUUAUCAGUAAGGAGCUCACCGAGCAGGUAAACCAGGCUGUUGGUUUUGUGCCAAUGUUGGACGAAAGCCUCAACAAAAGCACAAAAACCAAACAGCUUGACAUCCAUCUCCGCUACUGGGACGGUGACCGUGUUCGAUCACGAUAUUUUGGCUCGCAGUUCAUGGGCCAUGCAAAGGCGGUGGACCUUCUCAGUAAUUUCAAGGAGUGUUUACGUGACCUUGAUUUGAGGAGGAUGGUCUCUUUGUCCAUGGACGGACCCAACGUCAAUUGGCGUUUUCUUGAGAUGCUGCAGACGGAGCAUGCUGAGCAUUUUGGGGGUGCCCAGUUGGUUGUAGUGGGAAGUUGUGGGCUACACACUCUACAUAAUGCUGUCAAAUGUGGAUUCACUGAGUGGCAUAUGGAGAAGUUCUUAAGAGCUCUUCAUACUAUUUUUCACAAUGUGCCAGCAAGAAGGGAGGAUUUUUGCAAUCUUACAGAGUCCAAAACCUUUGCUUUGCCUUUCUGUGGUCACCGCUGGAUCGAGAACCUCCCAGUAGUGCAGAGAGCCAUUGAGAUCUGGCCUGACAUGAAGAAAUAUGUUGAUGCUGUUACAACCAAGAAGCUCCCAAACCCUGGAACGUCUUCUUAUGACACCAUCGAGGUGGCAACCAAAGACCCUCUUAUUUUGGCAAAGCUGCAUUUUUUCAUGGCAGUUUCACGAAGUGUGACACCCUUCUUGACAAAGUAUCAAACGGAUGAACCUGUGCUUCCAUUCUUUGCCAAUGACUUGGCUGAAUUACUGAAGAAUUUGCUGAGGCGAUUCAUCAAGCGAGAGCUACUGACUGAUGUCACACCUCAGCACUUGGUACGGCUUGAUGUCACUGACAAGCAGUCGAGGGUGCAUCCAAAGGCAGUGGACAUCGGCAUUGGUGCAGAGACUGCCAUAAAGGAACUCCAACAGCGGAGUAAAUCCUCAGAGGAACUUUCCAUCCUACAUUUUCAAAACCAAUGCAUGGAGUGUCUAUCCAAAAUGGUCCAGAAGAUUCAGGAGAGGAGCCCUUUGAAGUUUCCGAUUGUUAGACAAUUAACUUGUCUGAACCCAGCCUUUAUGUACAGCAACCCUGAACUGUGUCAGAAACAGAUGAAGAGCAUAGUCAGGAAGUUUCUACAAGACAGACAGUUGGAUGGAGGAGUUGCUGCUGGUGAUCUGAUCACCCAGAAGUUCUCAGAGAUGCUGUCCGUGGAGGUCCGAACUGAAGAAUUUCAGUCCUUCCAGCCAUUCAAGAAAAGACUGGAUGUCUUUCUAAGCAACAUCAUCAGUGAGACCUACCCACAACUUUGGUCCUUUAUCCAGAAGCUUCUACUUCUAUCACACGGGCAGGCAACAGUUGAGCGGGGCUUUUCGGUGAACAAAGAAAUUGAAACUGCUAACAUUCACGAAGACACCGUUGUAGCGCAGAGAAUCGUCUGUGACUACAUCUCUCUCCAUGGAGGGGUUACCAAGGUCCCCCUCACGCCAGCCCUGCUUUCCUCGGUCUCAUCUUCCAGAGCAAGAUAUAGAAUUCAUCUUGAGACGGAGAGAAAAAAGAGAGAAUCUCAAGCAGAGUCAGAAAAACGAAAGGCCAUUGAGGAGAACCUGGAGCAACUGAGAAAGCACAGAAGAUCCAUCAAGGAGGUAGCCGAACAUCUGCUCAGGGAUGCUGAUAAGUUGGCAGACCAGGCUGAAGCCAAGCAAGCAGGCAGCAAGAUGGCGGAGCUAAUAGCAAAAUCGAAUGCCUUUAGAAGGAGCCACAAGGAAAAGAUGGCUGAACUCAUUAAACUGGACGAACAGAUUGCUGCCAAAAGAGCUGAGCUCCAAAAGCUGUAGGAUCUAUUGAAAUGCACACAGGCACACCCACAGACGAAUGCAGGCACACGCACACACAAACACACACACACACGUACACCCCUCACAGUUAUUGUUUUAAAUGGUUCUUAAAUUAAUGACUUAAAUACAGUGUAGACAGGCUGUAGGUUACUUUGGGAAAAAACAUCCAUACAAAGGCGCACCCACAGACGUGUGCAUGUGCAUACAUGCACUCCUCACACAGUUAUUGUGUUUAAAUAUGGUGAAUGUUAUGUUGAAGCAGAUCUUUGAAAGCUGUUGUCCUCAGAGCAUAUUGUUCAUUAAAGUUAUUUAUUUGAU
Eleginops maclovinus (Patagonian blennie) is the source of this 2863-nucleotide messenger RNA. RefSeq lists its product as uncharacterized. The transcript has 5 exons. Lineage: Eukaryota; Metazoa; Chordata; Actinopteri; Perciformes; Eleginopidae. The record is from RefSeq and is a predicted model, not a curated record. Bases 209 to 2545 code for a protein of 778 amino acids.